AUGGCUGCUCAGUGCGACGCUUUGACUGGAUACUUGCAGCAGUCCGACCAGGGCUCCAACAGCGAGCGGAGCACCGACUCCCCUCUGCCCGGCUCAGAGGAGGACCUGAGCGGGCCUCAACCGCUGCCAGACCCGGAGUGGACCGAGGAGAGGUUCCGCGUGGACCGCAAGAAGCUGGAAGUCAUGCUGUUAGCUGCCUCUGAGGGAAGAGUCAAUGGCGGGGAGGAUUUCUUUCAGAAGGAGCUGCUGCCUCUCGUGCUGUCCUUCGAGCUUCCAGCCAUCAUGCAGGCUGACCCCAGCUCGCCCACUGUGCAGCACAUCUCACAGACGUACAACCUGGCGGUUUCCUUCAAGCCCCCGACACGCCUCUACAGAGCCACAGGUGUUGUUCGAGGCUCGCAGAAUAACGCCAAUGCAGUAAAGAGAGGCACAGCUCUGUUGUUGGAGCACCUGGCUGGAAGUCUGGCGAGCACCAUCUCUGUCACCACCCACCUGGACAUCGCACCGCAACACCACCUUUUCAUGAAGGGACGCAACGGCAGCAACAUCAAGCACAUCACCCAAAGGACCGGAGCACAGAUCCAUUUUCCUGACCCCAACAGCCCUCAGAAAAAAUCCACGGUCUACAUCCAGGGGACCAUCGACUCGGUCUGCCUUGCACGGCAGUAUCUCAUGGGCUGCUUGCCACUGGUUUUAAUGUUUGACAUCAAGGAGGAUGUUGAGGUGGAGCCGCAGUGUAUCACAGCCCUGAUGGAGCAGCUGGAUGUCUUCAUCAGUAUCAAACCAAAGCCGAAGCAGCCAAGCAAGUCGGUGAUAGUGAAGAGCGUGGAGAGGAAUGCCGUCAACAUGUACGAAGCUCGAAAAUUCCUCCUGGGUCUCGAGAGCAAUGGAGUGCCUUCUUCCUCACCCUCUGUGGUCCUCAGUCCCCCCACUAAUGGUCUGUCCCACUCCCUUAUUUGCCCUGUUGGCCUGGACAUCCUGGCCUCAGCUGGCCUGGGGCUGAGCAAUCUGGGUUUCCUGGGUGCGACGGCACCUCACUCCCUUCCAAACUCUUCUGCCCCAAAUGCUCUGCUAAACAGCUUGAACUCAACUCUGAGCCCUUUGCCAACACCGAGCCCCAGCACCCCUGCACCGCCCCCCUCCCUCUGGCCGAGCUCGCUUACCAACACCCAAAGCUUUUCAUCUCAGCUGAUGCUGCAUACUGCUGCUCAGGCCACUUUGAGCAGCAUCCUGCGGUCAGGCGUGCAGGGCUACGCACACAGCACACCGUCUCCCCCACCCGGUCUUGCUCCUAUCGACAAGCAGCCAAACAGCAUCCCCGAGUGCACUCGAAACGGACACGUCAAGCAUCCCGGCUAUGCGAGGUUAGCAACAACGGCGCUUGCGGAAACCGUUUUGAGUCCAGCGCCAUGUGACUCGGCUCAAGAGGCCAGCGGACACAAUCCAUCAGAACCGCUGUCUAGCAAAUCUAACCCAGAUGAAGGCUCCGAUACGUUUGUCGAAGUGGGCAUGCCGAGAAGCCCCUCUCACUCAGCCAAUGGCAAUGAGCUGAAACAGAUGCUGGCUUCAUGUAAGACAUCGUCAGGAAAACGGCAGGCUGUGGAGCUCCUGCAGGGCACGAAGAACUCCCAUCUACAUUCUGACUGCCUCUUGUCGGAUGCUGAGUCCAGCUCGUCAGACAGUCCCGUUGCAGAUAAGAGAGCGCCGGGCAGCGAGCGGGCAGCCGAACGAGCAGCUCAGCAAAACGAGAGGGAGAGAAUCAGACUGGUGCCCCAGACUUCCUUUGCUAACAUGCAGGCGUUUGACUACGAGCAGAAAAAGCUGUUGGCGACCAAAGCGAUGUUAAAGAAGCCUGUGGUGACGGAGGUGAGAACCCCUACCAAUACGUGGAGUGGUCUGGGCUUUUCAAAGUCCAUGCCUGCCGAGACGAUCAAGGAGCUCCGGAGAGCCAAUCACGUCUUGUACAAACCCAGCAUGACCACCACAUAUGAGGGCUCCCCGCUGUCCUUGUCUCGAUCCGGCAGCCGGGAAGGUGUUGGGAGUGGCAGUGACUCUGACAACUGGAGGGAGAGAAACGGCCUGUCGAGCCACACCGAGUUCACCUCUGCUGUCAGCAGUCCGAAGAGGAAACAGAACAAAUCCGCAGCAGAGCAUUACCUCAGCAGCAGCAAUUACAUGGACUCGAUUUCUUCAGUGACAGGCAGCAAUGGCUGCAACCUGAAUUCAUCCCUGAAAGGCUCCGAUCUGCCCGAGCUCUUCAGCAAGCUGGGUUUGGGGAAGUACACAGAUGUCUUCCAGCAACAAGAGAUUGACCUCCAGACAUUCCUGACUCUAACGGACCAGGACCUGAAGGAACUGGGAAUCACCACUUUCGGUGCCCGUAGGAAAAUGCUGCUUGCCAUUUCAGAACUAAACAAGAAUCGAAGGAAGUUAUUCGAGCCACCCAUCAGGUCCUCCUUCCUGGAGGGGGGAGCAAGCGGACGACUCUCCCGGCAGUUCCACGCUGACGUGGCCAGUGUCAGCGGGCGGUGGUAG
This is a messenger RNA of Nematolebias whitei (Rio pearlfish), 2535 nucleotides long. Its product is annotated as protein bicaudal C homolog 1. The transcript has 17 exons. Gene Ontology annotation, molecular function: protein binding; RNA binding. The record is from RefSeq and is a predicted model, not a curated record. Bases 1 to 2535 code for a protein of 844 amino acids. Lineage: Eukaryota; Metazoa; Chordata; Actinopteri; Cyprinodontiformes; Rivulidae. Gene Ontology annotation, cellular component: cytoplasm.